GUUUGCCUCGGUUGUAGACUUUGUGAGGAUAAGAACGACCACUUUCUCUCUCUUCCAUCCCUUACAAGAACCCUCCCUCUCCCUCUUCUUCACCGCCUCCGUUUCAUAAAUCUCUCUCUCUCUCUCUCCAUCCACUAUUCUCUACUUUUCGGUGUGAAGCUCAAUAGCAAAAGCAAGACAAAAAGUAACCGAGUAUUUCAGUCGGGUUGUUCAAACUGGCGAUCGACAAUCAGGAAACUGCCGUCCGCGAAAUCAAGCCGAAGAACAGGCGAAUCAUGGGCGCCGGAGGACCCGACGACGAAGACAACCGGUGGCCGCCGUGGCUGAAGCCGCUGCUCCGGGAGCGGUUCUUCGUCCAAUGCAAGCAACACGCCGAUUCCCACAAGAGCGAAUGCAAUAUGUAUUGUUUGGACUGUAUGAACGGCGCUCUCUGUUCCCUGUGUCUCGGCCACCACAAAGACCACCGCGCCAUUCAGAUAAGGAGGUCAUCGUACCAUGAUGUGAUCAGGGUCUCGGAGAUUCAGAAGUAUCUGGACAUCACAUCGGUUCAGACCUACAUUAUCAACAGCGCCAAGGUUGUCUUCCUCAACGAAAGGCCGCAGCCGAGGCCCGGCAAAGGGGUCACCAACACCUGCGAAGUAUGCGAGCGCAGUCUCCUUGAUUCCUUCCGCUUCUGCUCUCUCGGAUGCAAGAUCGUGGGGACCUCCAAGAAUUUCCAGAAGAAGCCGAGGAAUCUGCUGGAAAAGAAGCACCAGGCGGUGACGGCUACGUCGGACUCCGAGGACUCGUACAGCAGCAGCAGCCAUGGCCGGCAGAACAGCAACAGCAGCAACAAAUUCCAGAGCUUCACGCCGUCAACGCCUCCUCCAACCGCCGUUAAUUUCAGAACGGCUAAGCGAAGAAAGGGAAUUCCUCACAGAGCCCCAAUGGGAGGGCUCAUUAUCGAGUACUAAGACCCCGACACUUUCCACAUAUUACUCUAGAACCCCUAAUAUCCUCGUUAGCUAUCAAAAUCCCUCCCUACACUAGUGCUUUUCAGUACCCCACCCAAAAGGCCUGUGUAGGUGCUUUCGUCUAUUGUAUAUAGAAGCAGCUAGUAGAAUAUGAUAGAAAUAGAAGGGCAAGAAUGAAAAUAAGGCGGUUUUUGGCAAAAAUAAAAAAAUAAAAAGGAAAAAAUUGAAGAGUUUAGCCCAAAAAUAUAGGGUGCUCGGUGGAGUGAUGUAUACAUAAGUUUUACCAUGGGGUUGAAAUGUAAAUAUAGUGUUUUUACGGUAGGGUGUGUAUAUAUAUAUAUAUGGAAUGGAAUAAAAUAGAAAUUUCCUGUUUUUUGUA
Diospyros lotus (date-plum) is the source of this 1332-nucleotide messenger RNA. Its product is annotated as protein RGF1 INDUCIBLE TRANSCRIPTION FACTOR 1. The transcript has 4 exons. The record is from RefSeq and is a predicted model, not a curated record. The coding region runs from base 276 to 953 and encodes 225 amino acids. Lineage: Eukaryota; Viridiplantae; Streptophyta; Magnoliopsida; Ericales; Ebenaceae.